Messenger RNA from Drosophila mauritiana, 3252 nucleotides. It is a transcript of the gene Moca-cyp, whose product is annotated as peptidyl-prolyl cis-trans isomerase G. Gene Ontology annotation, molecular function: peptidyl-prolyl cis-trans isomerase activity. The transcript has 8 exons. The coding region runs from base 94 to 3099 and encodes 1001 amino acids. The record is from RefSeq and is a predicted model, not a curated record. Gene Ontology annotation, cellular component: intracellular membrane-bounded organelle. Gene Ontology annotation, biological process: protein peptidyl-prolyl isomerization; protein folding. NCBI's taxonomy places the organism in Eukaryota, Metazoa, Arthropoda, Insecta, Diptera, Drosophilidae.
CCAAGUAAAGCUGGCAACGCCGACAUUGUGCAACUCGAAAACGGCGUGAAAUACGUAUUAAACAGCAUUUAUUGGCGAAAAUCGGCGUAAAUAAUGACGGUAAACAAGCGCGACGCGGGUGCCACGCGACCGCGGUGCUUCUUCGACAUUUCCCUGGGCGGCCUGGGCGUGGGCCGCAUUGUCUUCGAGCUCUUCAACGAUGUGGCGCCCAAGACGGCCGAGAAUUUCCGCGCUCUCUGCACGGGCGAAAAGGGAUUUGGCCUGGUCACCGGCAAGAAGCUGCAGUACAAGGGCGUGAUAUUCCACCGGGUGGUCAAGGACUUCAUGGUCCAGGCGGGCGACUUUUCCGCGGGCAAUGGCACCGGCGGCGAGUCCAUCUACGGCGGGACGUUCGAGGAUGAGAGCUUCGAGCACAAGCACGAUCGUCCCUUCCUGCUGUCGAUGGCCAACCGGGGCAAGAACACCAAUGGCUCGCAGUUCUUUAUUACAACACAGCCUGCGCCACAUUUGGACAAUAUCCAUGUUGUAUUCGGCCAAGUUAUAUCCGGUCAGGAGUUGGUGCGCCAAUUGGAGGGUUUGCCUGUCGAUCGGAACUCACGCCCGCUGCAGGAUGCAGCCAUUGCCAACUGCGGUGAACUAGUUAGACAGACAAAGGCCAAAAAGGAGAAGAAGCACAAGAGGCGCUCUACGGCCACCGAAGACUCAAACAGCGAGGAAAGUGAGACUGAAGCUAAGGCCGUGCGCAAGGCCAAGAAGAAAAAACGCAGCCGCAAAGAGUCAAAGUCGCAAAGCGAAAGCGAAGACAAUGAAACAAGCCGCGGCAAUGGAAAACAUGACCAGACCCCGCAGGAUGAUGACGAGGACCGCGAGGAAGGCGAACUGCAUCCGCUGGUCACAAUUACAAAGAUAGAUCCUAACGAGAUACCAGAGGUAUCGAACAAAUUCCUAAUGCGCGCGGAGCGAUCAAAGUCGCUGGAUCGUGAGGAGCGUGGAGCACGCGGGCAGGAUCGCGAUCGAGGCAAAGAUCAGGAUCGAGACCGCAGCCGUAACAACUUCGGUUGGUCAAAGAAACAGGCACCGCCCACAUCGCGUAGCGGUCGCAUUGUCAAAGGACGUGGAGUGUUUCGCUUUCGCACCCCGUCGCGUAGUCGUUCGCGCAGCACUACGCCACCUCACUGGAAGCAUGCCCAGAAGCGCACCAUCAAGUUGUCCGACCUGGAGCGCAUUGAGGAGGAGAGCAAGAUGCGCGAGGAGGAGAUGAAGCGACGCGAGCAUGAGAGAAAGCGUCGCCACGAGGAGGCCACAAAGAAUCCCAAGCAGUCCUUUUUCGAGCUAUCCCAUGCCAGCACUUACGGUGGCAAAAUAACUCCGGAUCGAUUCUCUCCAGAGCACAAAGCCAAGUCGAAGGACGCCGCAGAUCGCGGUAAAGCCAAGGAGAGAGAAAAGGCUGGCGAGAGGGAUAAGGCAAGGGAUGUGACUCCUGUAAAGCGCCGCAAGUCGAUGGACAUGAACGCCUUGGACUACGAGCAGCAGACAGAAUCCGAAGCCGAGUCCGAGAACGAGGAGCAGUUGAAGGUGAAACCACCAAACAAGCCGGAUAUCAGAGUGGAGCCAUCGACCAGCAAGGAUCGCAACGCUAAUCGCGAUGAGCGUAAGCCCGAGGAGAAGGCUAAGUUAAAGCGCAGUCGUUCCCGGAGCCCUCGUCGCCAAUCCCCUCCUCGUCGCCAGCAACGCUCGCCCGCCCGACGUCCUGGCGAAAACUACAACCAAAACCAGAAUCAGAAUCAGAAUCAGUUUAAUCGUGGCAAUCGCCGAAAUCCUUUUGCGGACAGAGAUCGCCGCCGUCGCUCGCGCUCUCAGGAUAAUGAGUACCGCAAUCGUUACCCCCUAUCACCAAUCCGAGGCAGAGGCUCGCCCAGUGGAGACCGCCGGCGUCAGCAGCGCUCCCGCAGUCAGAACCGUAGGCAGGAUUCACCCAGCCAGAGGCGUCAGCUGUCGCCGGGCCGAAAACGUCAGGAUUCGCCGAGUAAGCGUCCCAACUCAACGGAGAGAAAGCGGCGGGACUCGCCUGAAAGAAAGCGAGACGAUUCACGCGACAGGAAGCGGGAGGCUUCUCCCAACUGGAAGCGUGAGGAUUCACCUGGAAGGAAGCGCAAGGACUCCGCCAAUAGAAAACGGGAGGAUUCCCAAGACAAAAAGAUGCAGGACAGCAAAAGGCAGGAGUAUUCUGCGGGUAAGAAACGAGAGGAUAGCCCGAACAAAAAACUAAAGGAUUCUGAUAGGAAGCGUCAGGAUUCUCCUGUGAAAAGACAAGAAUCGCCGGGCAGAAAGCGUCAGGACUCGCCAGGCAGGAAACGGGAUUCUCCUGACAAAAGAGCUGCGGAGUCCGCCGACAAAAAGCAACAAGACUCGCUGGCCAAAAGGCACGAUUCACCGGGUAGGCGGCGUAGGGACUCGCCGGAAAGGAAACGCAGGGACUCGCCUGACAGAAGGCGCAAGGAUUCACCGGCCAGACGACGCCAGGAAUCCUCCGGCAGAAGGCGCCAGGACUCAGAUGGCAGAAGACGCCGUGAAUCGUCCGGCAACAGGCGCAGUCGCAGCCGUGGACGUCGGCACAGUUCCUCGCGCAGUCGCAGUCCCUCAACUAGUCGCUCCCGCCGCCGCCGCUCGCGCAGCCCGCUGCCCAAGCUCACCUCCGCGCUGCCCAUGAGCGAGGAGCGCGAGAAGGCGGCCCGCGAGAAGAUGCAGAAGCGUGCGGAGGCCGCCAUGCUGAUGAAGGAGCACAUGCGCAACGAGAUCGCCAAGGAGGAGGAACGCCGCCUGGAGAAACAGCGCCAGGACGACCUGGAUAAGGAGCGCACCACCCGCGAGCUGAACGAACUGGAGCGCCUGAAGGCCGAGACGCUCAGGAAGCUACAUGAAGAGGAUACCGUGGACCCGGAAGCGGCUGCAUCCGCCGGAAGUGCGUCCAAAACCGAUGCCACCAGCACCGGCGCCAAGAGCAAACGCGAUUCCAGCUCGGAGAAGCGGCAUCGCGAGAAGAAGCGCAAGCAUAAGAAGUCCAAAAAGUCCUCGGCUCGUUCCGAUAACGAUGAAUAAAACUACUCCUAGACUUUAGUUGAUACCCCAAACGACGUCAGACCUGGUCAAGUUUCGCCAAUUUCAGGCCUCCGCACGAAAUUGCAAUUGUAAAAAUCGCGACCCCAAACAUUUUGUAGCCAAGUCUGUUUAAUAAAGGUAAACGUCACUGUA